GGCUCCUGCGUGACGUCGCAGAGCAUUGUUGGGCGGAGCCGUGUGGAGAGCAUGCGCAGUGCCCCUUGUGUGUGUAAGCGGCGGUUCCGGUGUGUGGGCCGCGCUGCGCUUUAAGCUGCAGCCGCCGCCGCUAUGGUGAAGAAGCGGAAGGGCCGAGUAGUAAUUCACUCGGACACAGAGGACAGCGGCAGCGAUGGGAACCUGGAUCAGGAGCUGCUUUCUCUUGCUAAGCGUCAGAGAAAUAAUUCAGAGGAGAAAGAACAACCUGUGAGCAAACCACCACCACCAGCAGCAGCCGCAGCAGCUACGUCUGAAUCGGAAACCUCAGACAGUGAUGAUGAAUGGACUGUCGGUGGUUCCAAGAAAAGGAAGAAAGGGAAACCUGGUAAAGGGUUGGAAAAGAAAAUGGCCAUGAAGAAGCAAACAAGCAGGGGAGCCUCUUCUGGCAGCUCCGGGAAAGACAGCUCAGGGGAGAGUUCUGCUCCUGAGGAAGGUGAAGUCUCUGACUCUGAAAGUAACAGCUCAUCAUCCAGCUCGGAAUCUGAGACCUCAUCGGAUGAUGAGGAGUUUUGUGAUGGAUAUGGGGAUGACUAUAUGGGGGAUGAAGAAGACCGGGCUCGUCUCGAGCAGAUGACUGAAAAGGAGAGGGAGCAAGAGCUCUUUAACCGGAUAGAAAAGCGAGAAGUUCUUAAGAGACGUUUUGAUAUUAAGAAAAAACUAAAAACUGCAAAACGGAAAGAAAAGAAAGAAAAAAAGAAAAAGCACGAUGAGGAACAGGAGAAGAAAAAGCAGACGCAGAUCCUGGAGUCUCAGGCGCAGGUAACGUCGCAUAACAAAGAGAGGCGGUCAAAGAGGGAUGAGAAAUUGGACAAGAAAUCCCAAGCAAUGGAGGAGCUGCGGGCGGAGCGAGAGAAGAGGAAGAACAAGACUGCUGAGCUGAUAGCUCGGAAGCAGCCUCUGAAGACAAGUGAAGUGUACUCUGAUGACGAGGAGGAGGAGGAAGAUGAUAAAUCUAGCGAGAAGAGUGAUCGUUCCUCCAGAUCUUCGUCAUCCUCUGACGAAGAGGAAGAAAAAGAAGAAAUUCCUCCAAAGUCUUUACCAGUUUCAUUGCCUGAAGAACUUAAUAAAGUUAGAUUAUCGCGGCAUAAAUUGGAACGGUGGUGCCACAUGCCCUUUUUUGCUAAGACUGUAUCUGGUUGUUAUGUACGUAUAGGAAUUGGCAACCAUAACAGCAAGCCAGUAUACAGGGUAGCAGAGAUUACUGGCGUGGUAGAAACAGGGAAGGUUUACCAGUUGGGUAGUACACGAACAAAUAAAGGUCUACAGCUAAGACACGGCAGUGACCAGAGAGUAUUUCGCCUGGAAUUUGUCUCUAAUCAAGAAUUUACGGAGAGCGAGUUCAUGAAGUGGAAAGAAGCGAUGUUCUCGGCUAGUAUGCAGCUCCCAACGCUAGAUGAGAUAAACAAGAAAGAGGUGACUAUUAAAGAGGCAAUGAACUAUAAAUUCAAUGACCAGGACAUUGAAGAGAUUGUAAAAGAAAAAGAACGGUUUAGAAAAGCUCCUCCCAACUAUGCCAUGAAAAAAACGCAGCUUUUGAAAGAUAAGGCAAUGGCAGAGGAAGCUGGAGACCAGGACCGAGCAAAGGAAAUUCAAGACCAGAUGAAUGAACUAGAAGAGAGGGCUGAGGCUCUGGAUCGUCAGCGGACAAAGAACAUUUCUGCUAUUAGUUAUAUAAAUCAGCGGAACAGAGAGUGGAACAUAGUGGAGUCUGAGAAAGCUUUAGUGGCCGAGAGCCAGAGUAUGAAGCAGCAACAGAUGGAUCCUUUCACCAGGAGGCAGUGUAAACCCACUAUGGUGUCCAAUUCCAGAGAUCCAGCCGUCCAAGCGGCCAUAAUUGCUCAGCUAAAUGCAAAGUACGGGUCAGACGGUAACAUGGAUACAUCUAAAGAUAAAGGAAUGACUCAAAGCAAAGAUAAGGACGGCAACCCCAAAUCAACCAGUGAUCUCUCAGAGGACUUGUUUAAAGUGCAUGACUUUGAUGUUAAAAUUGAUUUGCAAGUCCCCAGUUCAGAAUCCAAGUCCCUUGCCAUCUCCUCAAAGGCCCCCGCUGCCAAGGAUGGAGCACCAAGAAGGUCUUUGAAUCUGGAGGACUAUAAGAAAAGGAGAGGACUUAUCUAAGCUGGACCAGCCUGUUGCUUCUCACCUUGCAUGCUCCAUUGUGCCCCAACUUCUUUCCUUCCUCCAUGUAUUUGUUUGCCUUCAGUGGCCUGGAGCGGCAACAGAGCUAAAAGUAGACUGAAGUAUAAAUAAAGUGAAACCUAAACCAACUGACUACUGUAUAGAACUUGACACCACGUCCAUUCUCCUUUGCCCCUUCUAUGUGGAUUUGUGAUUUUUUUCUUUUUUUUCUUUUUUGAGUUGUCUAUUAUAUUUUUUGUAUUUUUAAGAAGCCUGAUCUCGUCAUGCUCAGUAUUACAAAUUAUUUCCGUGGUCUGCAGUGAACAGAACAGAGACUGCAUAAACACCCUAUGGGUUAACAAAUCCUCUUUAUACGAGGUCACCCAGUUCCAUGUUUUAAGAGAAAACUGCACUUUCUUAUCCUCGGAGAAGUCCUGGGGAACAUGGCAUUGUAUUUGUGUUGUUACUGGGGGGGGAGGGGGGUGGGUGAGAACAAAAUUGGUUUAUUUUUUAUUUUGGUGGGUGGGGGGUUUACGUUGGUAUUUUUCCCCACUUUUGUUUUUAAGCUGCGGUCCUCACUGUUUAUGGCUGUUUGGAUAUCAUUCAACUGUAAAGGAAGAAACUCAUUAAAUAAUUCUUCGUAUGAAAUGUGGAUCGUUUAGUGGUGGCUGUAAUAUGUUUUAUUAUUGGGAUUAUGAAUCUUUUUUAUUUAUUUUUUCCAACUGGGCCCAUUUUAUGACCACAAAUGUACUUUCAGUUUACUAUUGUAUAAAAGUAAUCUGUUUUUCUAAAUUGUAAAGGGUGUUAUAUUUACAUUGUGAUUUAUUCCUUUGUAACCCCCCCUUCACCUUAAUCUUAACACGUAUACUAACAGUGAAAUGUGGGGGGGGGGGUUUGGGGUUGCCAUGGAGUAGUUUCAAAGAAAUGACAUAAGGUGAGAGAAUAUGCUUAUUUCUUCUUCAGACUCCGUGUCACGGCUGACAUACCAGAUUUACCCACACAAUCAAGUAUGAGGGUGUUUGACGAACCGAUCAAGCACAUAUCUUAUGCAGAUAAAAAGCUAUUUAUUGAUCCAUAGCUGGAGGAUUCUUUCCAAAUGCAGCAUAUUCUGCCAUCAUGAGAAUAUUUGGAAGAAGUAUGAAGUAAUACCUUUGCAGAGCUCAUCUACUGAAGCCCAUGCCCUGUGAGCCCGGGAGGGUUCUAAUGCUCUUAUGGAAAGUGCCUUCACUAUCUAUGGCACCUGGCAUCCUUUUAUGAGCCUGUGAGAUGACUUCCAAAACCACACUUGCAUGUGACCUGGGUAAGGAGCUGGACUGUGAUGGGAAUCUUCAGGGAGUACAAAGAUUAUUGGUGUUGCUGAUAUCCAUUGGUCUGGAAGAUGUCAAAUUUGUUACAGCAUGUGCAGUUAUACUUCCAUCCCUCUGCCUUGUUCAGAGCUACUGAAGAAGUAACAUGGAUUGGUUGUUAUGAAACUUGGAGACUACUUUAGGCAAGAGUGCAGUAGUCGUUCAUAGCACAACUGAGUGCAUGUUCAGAAAUGGUUCCUUGUCCUAUACAGCAUGAUGUUCUAGUCUUCUAGCAUAUGAGAGAUUACUUUGUGUGAGUCAUCCGAGUUAUACUUUAUGUAAUGGUUCUGAUGUUAGAACUUCUAAAACACGAUUGAGAUCCCAAGGUGCCUCAUUGACACAUCUGUAAUCAAAUAUUGCAUCCAUGCUGUUACCUAAAAUGUACUAAGGGCAAGUCUUUCUGGAAACCUUCCUAACCAAAGUCUAAUGUUUUAGGUAUGUUAGUACCCAGUGUUUCUAUAGAUUUGGGUUUGAACCAGUAUAUACUGUAAGCUCGGUUAUAUGCUUUGGAAAAAUUGUUUUCCUUGAUGUAGUAAUAUUUCAGUGACCUUAUUAAACAUAAGGACAACAUAUAUCUCCACAACAUCAUAAAUUACUGUAAAUAGAAAAAGAACAUUCAGUUGAUGGAGGCAUUAAAGGGCAAGGAGAUAGUGUUGUAUGGUUGCCCUGUGUUUCAAGGGUUUAAUUAACAAUUUUGCUGAAUUGUUGAGUCAUAUACAAUAAAUAUACCAUAUUUGUGUGCUAGCAACGGCAAAAGAGGGAAUGUGAGUUCCAAUUUGUUAAUUGACAAGUGCCUGCUGCAGAGAUAUGGAGGAUGAACUUAGGUUGACAUUUUACGGUGUCCAGAGGAGCCAUUAGCAGCAAAUAGUAGUAAUUACUGGAAUAUCAAUAAGAAUGAGUAUGUUGGGUUUCUCCACGCAGACCACAAUAGUCCAAUAGUUUGGGACAAGCCCAUGAAAUAUGUAGCAAGGUUCCAGGAACUAAGCACCCUCUCCCACACACAGGGCGGUAUUCAAAUGAUAUCACGCCCAAUCUCCUUUCUAAAGUGAUUCCCACAUAUUGCACCCAUAGUAAUCAGGUUUAACUACAUAAAUGGUUGGGCGCCCUCAAUACCCCGGGGGUAGUGAGCUGAGAUGAUUAUACCACGCCCAUCAUCAGAAACAGAAUGGGUGUGGAAGGGGGUAAAAAGAAUUGAAUACCGGCCAUAGAGGUCUAAAAAGCUGUUCCUGAUAACACAGAGGUUAUCAGGAGGACUUUAUAGACUGGAUGGAGCAUAGUAUUAACAAUGCAAAAGCUUAAGAGUGUUUUCAUUGAUAAUGUAUAUGGUGCUUGAAUAGGUAGGCACCAAGAUUUUAGCUCAUUGUCUGUAGGUUCAUCAAUGUACAACUCCAAUGUAAUUCAUGGGGUCCCAGAGACAGAAAUUUUGCAUACAGUAUAGAGACAAGUCCAUGAGUGGAAACCUUUUUACAAAGGUAUUCAAAUGUGGGAAGGUGUCUUAUGACUGGAGAGGGCAUUUGGAAUAUGUGAAAAUCCCUAAUCUGCUAGCGGCCAAUCUCUGUUAAUGACCUGAUUUGUAAAUCCCAAAACCAGACAUUCGUUUAGGGGACACCUCUCCCUUUGACUUAUCUGGCUAGGAAAUAGAGAAGGCCUUUCUGAGAGCUUAUGGAAAUGUCAAUCAGUGCUUUGGUUAAAACCUCCUCCUCUGUAAAAACCUGAACUAGGGGCAAGGGAAAGUGUGUACCUAGGGGGCUAUUAAGAGUUGUUAGCACUGCAUUUUAGGUUUCAGUUUGACCACACCCCACCCAAAUGUAACUCUCUCUACACAUGUUACAUCGGCCCUUCCUGCAGUGCAACAUGGUUUUGCCUAAUUGGUAAUUUUAUGGGUUUGCUAACUACUCUGAAUACUGCCCCCCAUCCCCGAAUGGUCAACUAAUUUGUAUGAAUGCUAGAAGGUGGGGGCUAGGAGCCAUCCUCAGGGGCAAGAAUUAGCAGCUCCCAGCACAGAGUCUGUCAGACUAGCAUCUGCCGAACGUUUCCCAUGCGACUCCUUUCAUGGCAGAGUCCUUGCCCUGUUAAGUAAGUUAGUGAUUCUGAUUUAUUUUCAUUUUUGUUUUCAUGAGAAUAACUUGCUUAUAUAUUAAUGUGUCCUUUUGGUAUCUCUUGUUUAAGCAUUGGUUGUAAUUCGUUGUCAGAUUAAAAAGUUAUUAAUUAUUA
Pseudophryne corroboree (corroboree frog) is the source of this 5738-nucleotide messenger RNA. It is a transcript of the gene RTF1, whose product is annotated as RTF1 homolog, Paf1/RNA polymerase II complex component. Lineage: Eukaryota; Metazoa; Chordata; Amphibia; Anura; Myobatrachidae. The transcript is spliced from 18 exons. Gene Ontology annotation, molecular function: DNA binding; RNA polymerase II C-terminal domain phosphoserine binding. The coding region runs from base 133 to 2178 and encodes 681 amino acids. The record is from RefSeq and is a predicted model, not a curated record. Gene Ontology annotation, cellular component: Cdc73/Paf1 complex.